AUGGCGAUGAACUACACCCCCGAAUUCUACCGCGAAUGGAGAUUCUGGGACAAAUACAACGAUCCAAAUGCCCCAGACAAGAGCAAUGCCACGGUCAGAGAUGAAUACCUAAGGGAUCCUUUCGCGGCGCCGCCUCCGAAUAUUCGACAAGCUGCACCGAUUGCUGUUCCUCCAGCACCCGGUGCUAUCAUACCGCAAGCCAUCGUAGCCCCGACGCCUGCCGAACGAAACCUCUAUAUGGUCCCCGCGUUAGCCCCUCGAGGCAUCUCAGGAACUGGAACUCCUAAAUUGUGGAAGGGCACCAAGAUUCUCGGCACCGGAGCCUCUGGGAGUGUUAUUCUCUGGCAAUGGUCGCGGGAAAGCCUGAGGGUACCUGGCUACAAGGGCACCCUUCUGCCAUUAGAUAUCGCUGUGAAGACCAUCACAGCUGUGGAGAAUGAUCUGACCUAUGAAGGUGGUAUCAUGCAAAACCUCACCCGAUUGGGCUCGCCGCACAUAACCCGCUUGCUGGCCCCCCCAAAAGCUUUGAAUGCUCAAGAUAGGCGGCGGGAGGCUCUGGAUAAUACUUGGCACCAGAAAGUCCGUCGCCUCAUUAUGGAAUACUGUCCUCAGGGCUCGAUACUGACGCUCCUCCGGAGACGCAUUGCUCGGCAACUAACGCUAUGGAUGAUUUUCGAAUGUAUGGUGGACGGGAUUGGCGUGUUAGAUUAUGGUGCUGAGGUUGGAUAUGAUCCGGCCACCGGGCUGGCCGUCCUUCCUGCCUUUGAUGCGGCGAGACCUGUAGGGGUUCACUUCGACAUGAAGCCAGGCAAUAUCAUGGCGGGAAAUCGGACAGUCGCCCAUCCGGAGCUGCCGCUAUACAAAAUAGGAGAUUUUGGGACCUACACGUUGCAGGACAGGAUGCCGCCUCCGCUGGUACCUGCUGCGGACUGGGCAACCAACGAAGAGUUGCGCGCGAAGGGCACGGAUGGCUAUUAUGCACCGGUAGGUCCAGUCGACUCUGAGAAUCGUCUUUCCGAGGGGACUGAUUUGAAUCUCGCAUCUCAGGAGCAAUUCUCCGCGCGCUGGAACAACGCGGAUUACGCCGCGUCGCCUGUCUGCGGCCAGUACAGUAGCGCUACCAAUAUCGUUAAAUUGAUAUGCCUCGACUUCUGGCCGCCGGACCAUACCCAGCCAUUCAUGCCAGGCUUCAAUAUCCAGGGCGCCCCAGCCCAAGGGAUUCUCUACGGGGUUGGCCAGCCAAGGCCAUUAGGCCCGGCAGGCUCGCCGCCCCUGCCACCCCUUGUCCUGCAACAGCAGAGCUACUCGGCCCAGCUAAAAGACCUGGUUCAUGAAUGCCUGUACGAGAUUCCCGCUCAAAGGCCCACCCUCGCCACGUUGAAGCAGACCAUCGCGGCGCAGAUGGCGCUGCUGGUGGCAGGUGGUGCCACGGUAGACGAGUGGUUCGAUAUGGAGACUCCAGACCCUGCUGCUGUAGAUAUAUCAAAAGCAAUUGCAAGAGCUGCUGCCGGUGGGCCGCGAGUUGAGGGUAUUGCUGCAGGUCGGUCUCGUCGCCGACCGUCUCCGAAAGGAUAA
Messenger RNA from Drepanopeziza brunnea f. sp. 'multigermtubi' MB_m1, 1575 nucleotides. NCBI's taxonomy places the organism in Eukaryota, Fungi, Ascomycota, Leotiomycetes, Helotiales, Drepanopezizaceae. The record is from RefSeq and is a predicted model, not a curated record.